AUGGGUUCCAAAGCACAGCAACCCAUCGAGGCGUCGCGCAAGAAGCCCGAGUACGAGUUCUUUGGACCACCCGGCGCUGCCCUGAUCAGCUUCGUCCUCCCACCCCUCGUCUACGCCAUCACCUUUGCGUGUAACGAUCUGUCCGGCUGCCCAGCGCCUUCCCUCCUCCAUCCCAAAAACCUCGAUCUCAAUGUGUUGAAGCGCGAAGUUGGUUGGCCACAAGAUGGGUGGCCUGGUCUCUUCAGUUGGGAGGCCACAGGGUGGACCUUGGCUUUCUACCUCUUCAACGCCAUCCUGUACAGAAUCCUUCCCGCGACCGAGACCGAGGGCACAGUUUUGCGAAGUGGUGGCCGGUUGAAGUACAGAUUCAAUGCCUUCUCCACCACCAUGUUCUGCAUCGUUGCUGCCGCCGCCGGUACCAUCGCCCAGGGCGCCGAGUUCCCCCUUUGGACCUACAUCACCGACAACUAUGUGCAGAUUCUGACUGCCAACACACUCAUUGCCUAUGCGCUCGCCACUUUUGUCUACGUUCGCAGCUUCAGCGUCAAGCCUGGCAACCCCGAGAAUCGCGAGCUUGCUGCCGGUGGCGUUACUGGCAACAUGAUAUACGACUGGUACAUUGGGCGCGAGCUCAACCCACGCGUCACCCUCCCCUUCAUUGGCGAGAUCGACAUCAAGGAGUGGAUGGAGUUGCGCCCCGGCAUGCUGACCUACAUCUUGCUGAACGGGGCUUUCAUUGCGAAGCAGUACCGCAACUAUGGCUAUGUCACCGACAGCAUCGUCUUCGUGGCUGUCGUGCAGACACUUUACGUCUUGGACGGCCAGUACAUGGAGCCCGCCAUCAUGACGACUAUGGAUAUCACCACCGAUGGGUUUGGGUUCAUGCUUUCGUUUGGUGACCUUGUCUGGGUUCCAUUCAUCUACACCCAGCAGACACGUUACCUUGCCACCCACCCACAGACGCUGGGUCCUUUGGGACUUGCCGGUGUCGGUGCUUUGUUGGUGCUCGGCUUUGCCAUCUUCCGCCUGUCCAACAGCCAGAAGAAUGACUUCCGCACCAACCCCAAUGACCCCAAGCUGGCUCAUCUCAAGUAUAUGCCCACCAAGGCGGGCACUCGUCUGCUCAUCUCUGGCUGGUGGGGCAUUGCCAGACACAUCAACUACUUUGGUGACUGGCUUCAGGCUUGGCCCUACAGUUUGCCCACCGGGCUUGCCGGCUACACCAUCCUGUCUGCAGGAAGUGCUGCUGUGGAUGGCGCGACCAGGAUGCUUGACGGCCGCCAGGUUAUCCCCGGUGAGGCCAAGGGGUGGGGCAUCAUCUUCACCUACUUUUACGUCUUGUACUUUGCCAUUCUGUUGAUCCACCGUGACCGCAGAGACGACGAGAAGUGCGCCAAGAAGUAUGGCGAGGACUGGGAGAAGUACAAGAAGACUGUCAGAUGGAGGAUCAUUCCUUACAUUUACUGA
This is a messenger RNA of Podospora anserina S mat+, 1467 nucleotides long. RefSeq lists its product as uncharacterized. Gene Ontology annotation, biological process: ergosterol biosynthetic process. The coding region runs from base 1 to 1467 and encodes 488 amino acids. Gene Ontology annotation, cellular component: endoplasmic reticulum membrane. The record is from RefSeq and is a predicted model, not a curated record. The transcript is spliced from 2 exons. NCBI's taxonomy places the organism in Eukaryota, Fungi, Ascomycota, Sordariomycetes, Sordariales, Podosporaceae. Gene Ontology annotation, molecular function: Delta14-sterol reductase activity.